AUGGCAGACAUAUCACAGCAACAGCUUGAUGAGAUCUAUGCCUUUGCGGUACAGCUAGGCAAAGAUGCGGGCCAGAUGCUCAUGGACGCAGCUCGGCGUCGGAUGCAAGGCAAAGACGCCACGACCAUCGUAGACUACGUCGAGAAAGAGAACUCGGUCGACCUCGUGACCAAGACAGACAACGACGUCGAGGCCUUUAUCCACAACGCCGUCGCGAAGAAAUACCCAGACCACAAGUUCAUCGGCGAGGAGACCUACUCGGCUGGUGCUUCGCGCGCCUACCUCAUCGACGCGGCUCCGACAUGGAUCGUCGAUCCGCUCGAUGGCACCGUCAACUUCACCCAUCUCUUCCCCAUGUUCUGCGUGUCCAUCGCCUUUGCCAUCGACGGUCACCCCGUCAUCGGGGUGAUCAACGCGCCGUUUCUUCACCAGACCUUUUCAUCCUGUCGCGGCAAGGGUGCUUGGCUCAACGAGACGCAGCGGUUACCAUUGAUCCGGAAUCCAGUCCCUGCUCUACCGGCCAAUGCGCCCAGUGGGUGUACGUUCGCAUGUGAGUGGGGCAAGGACAGGAGAGACACGCCCGAAGGGAACAUGAUACGCAAGAUCGACUCGUUCAUGAACAUGGCAGCCGAGAGAGAGGGUAGAGGCGGCAAGGGGGGGAUGGUGCAUGGCGUGCGCAGCCUUGGAAGGGAUGUUGCUGCUGGCAUUGCGAUUCUCGAGGAGGCCGGAGGCUUGAUCACAACAGCGAAUCCGCCAGCAGAUUUCGAGACAGCUGACAUCCCGCCUGUCAAGCUGGGGAGCAGGCUAUAUCUAGCCAUACGGCCCGCUGGCGACCACCCUGACGAGACUGCCCGACAAUCACAGCACAGAGUUGUGCGCGAAACCUGGAAGCGAGUGCAAGAGUUGAGCUACAGCCGACCUGGCGUAUAA
Molecule: messenger RNA, 930 nt
Organism: Emericellopsis cladophorae
Lineage: Eukaryota; Fungi; Ascomycota; Sordariomycetes; Hypocreales; Bionectriaceae
Exons: 4
Coding region: 1-930 (309 amino acids)
Biological process (GO): signal transduction; inositol metabolic process
Molecular function (GO): inositol monophosphate 1-phosphatase activity
Source: RefSeq, a predicted model, not a curated record